Molecule: messenger RNA, 2730 nt
Organism: Neospora caninum
Lineage: Eukaryota; Apicomplexa; Conoidasida; Eucoccidiorida; Sarcocystidae
Exons: 9
Coding region: 1-2730 (909 amino acids)
Source: RefSeq, a predicted model, not a curated record
AUGUCGAGGAGGGAAGAAGUGUUCUACCCUCAGGAGCCGGGCUACGAAGAGCGAAGGACGCUCAGCGGAACGAGUGGACACGCCGUCGAACGCGAACCAAAUCGAGCGGGAACAGCAAACAGAGAAGGAGCAGUGAGCAUCAUCCCCGGUCUUCUCUUCCAGCAUGUCGUUCAAUUUUUCUCCCACAACGAAGUUGUCGACGUGACUCCUGGUUUGACGAAGCUGCUCGUGGUCGAUAAUCGCCUCUUUGUCUCGACUGCGCUCCAGGCUUUGAAGGAGUUCUUCUACCGGCCCUUCCCGUGCGCUCCCUUUACGCCCGCCCCUCGCCGCUCCUCCCCGGCUUCGCCUUCGCACCCCGUGGCCGACGGCGAGACGCUCUCUGCAUGCGCUGCGGAGCUUGUGCCACGGUCACCUCGCGACGCUGCGUGCCCGUCGCCCGCCUCACGCGUUUCUUCCCAGCCGAAGAGACAGCCGGCGUCGCCCCCGCCCACCGUUCUGUCUCCCGCCACGCUGGGCGCUGCGGCGUUUGCGGGCGCCGACCCGCUCGCCGCCUUCUCGCCCCCAGAGACCGGUGCGCAUGCCUUUUCGCCGUCCACGCAUCAUGCCGCCGCAAAGGCUGUCGGAGGCGCGUGCGCCUCCCCCCCGAGCGACGAGAGAGACGCUGCGCGUCAGGACCCGAAGCUGCGGAGUGAGAAGGACGAGCGCGCGGGCACGCGCCAGUCACCGCUAGCUCGCGGCGCCUCGUCUCAGUCGCUGGACAGAAAGCCGUCUCUCCCCGCUGUCUCGUGCCUGCGCAUGCGCAGCGACUUGGCGCGCGGGAUCGGCGCGCAUGGCGUGUGGCUCUACGACGAGACUGCGAAAGUGAUCACGGGUUUCAUGGACGACAGAGAGCUCUGCGCCUUCUUCAUCUGCUGGGCGUACUGGCUGAGGGCGAAGCACGGCGGCGCGCCGUCGCCCAAACCCGGCGCGGGCCGAAAAGGCAAGGGAGGACGAAACGGGAAACCUGGCGACUCCGCCUCGGCGGGUUCGCGAGGCACGGACAGGAAAGGGCGAGAGCCUGCCGGGAGGGACGAGGUCGAAAAGCGAGAGGCGUGCGAGGAAGGGCGAGAACAUUCUCGCUCUCAGUCCAGUGUGCACGCGUCUGAUCCUCAAGAGCAUCUCGGCCAGCGAGGCGAAGACGCCGCCCCCCCGUCUUCUGCCGUGUCGCCUUCCCGCCCUUCGAGUUCGACCUCUCCCUCGGUCUCUGUCCCGGCUUCUCGCCCGUGUUCCUCGCCUCUGCCGUCCUCGAUCUCUGAUGACGGCGCGCAAUCGGAAGAGACAGUCUUCGCCAUUCUGUGUGGGGCGCCGCCGCCGUGGACAUGGACCUUUCAGCAGUGGAGAGGUGAGUGGCGUUCACCUGCGUUUCUUUCGGGCGUCUUCUCUCACCCUUCCCUCUUCGUCGUUCCGGCUGUCUCGGCUGCGGGGUCGGUCCUGUCGUCCAUCGUAUUCUCUUCAGCCCCUGAGCUCCCUUUUCUCGCGUUCUCUUCCUCCUCGGUCUUCUGCUUCGAAGUUCCCGCCCUCUCUUUCCUGGCUUACCUCUCUUGUCUUAGUUGGGUCCUCUCGCUCUUUUGCACUCCCCGUCGGCUCAUCUCGGUGUCUCUUCUCCCGUCCUUGUCUUGGCAUGAGAGCCACCGCUCCGGCUUUCGCUGUCUCCGCGGAUUGCUGUCUCCCUUUCUUUGCCUGUUCAGCCUUCUACAAGACGCCAUCGCCCGUGCUGUACAUCGAACCCAACAGACCGCCGCUCGAGGCCUUGCUGCUUCAGCUGCAAAACAGGCGCCCAUGAUUGUCAUCACUUUGAGAGCGCUCCUCGCCCACGCCGUGCAGCACCUACGGGGGGACCUCCCCGAGUUCGAUCUUCACGUGCACCACCUGCAAGUUGGGACUUUCGAGAACAUCGUGACUGUGGGGUCAGGGGAGUCAGUUUUGAGCGUUAUUGAAACCCUCGACGAAAGCGACAUUUCUGCCGUUCCUGUCGUCAAUUCACGCGGCGCUUAUGUCGGAUGCUUCACACGGCAAAGUUUUCUUCUUCUCGCCUUGCAGGCGAUUCACAACAACACCCCCUUCGAUAUUGAACAGCCAGUCGGCGAAGCUCUCAGGCAACUCAAGCACCAAGAGGAGCAACUCGAGCAACAGCGACAAGCCCGCGCGGCAGCGGCGCUCGUCGCGGCGAAUCCCCCAGACCAACAUCGUCUUGCGUCUUCCCUCUACUAUCACACCUUCCGUGCCUCUGCCUACUACGGUUCGGCGUGCCGCACUCAAGACGCCUUUGCAAGUCGGGCUGGGUACUCCCGCCCCGGUCUCUCGCCAGAGCCGUACGCCGCUUAUGGCGUCGCACCCUUUGGAGCCUGUCCCUCUGGAGACGGCUCGGGAACUUCUCAAGGGGCGAAGAAACCCGUGCUCGACUCGGUCGUUCGCCUACCGCACAGACCUGGCGUCGGCUUUGGGCUGAUGAGCCGAAUGACGAGCCGAGAAAGUCGACGCUUGGACUCGCAAACCGGAGGCUUGCUGGUUGCUUCGGUCUCUCUACGGGACGCUCUUCUUCGCGUGCUGUUCUCUCCCUACCGCCGUGUCAUUUUCCUCGAUCACGAACCGCGUCUGCGGAAUAGUGACGGCGUCGGACCUCGCCGAGUUCCUCGUGGGAUCUGGUCGGGCUCUUUCCUCUCGUGCGUGCACAGAGAGCGCGUUUUCUGA